Messenger RNA from Clarias gariepinus (North African catfish), 1616 nucleotides. RefSeq names its product integral membrane protein 2Bb (gene itm2bb). Lineage: Eukaryota; Metazoa; Chordata; Actinopteri; Siluriformes; Clariidae. Gene Ontology annotation, biological process: negative regulation of amyloid precursor protein biosynthetic process. Bases 147 to 926 code for a protein of 259 amino acids. The transcript has 6 exons. Gene Ontology annotation, molecular function: amyloid-beta binding. Gene Ontology annotation, cellular component: Golgi apparatus; extracellular exosome; plasma membrane. The record is from RefSeq and is a predicted model, not a curated record.
UGUGUGUGUGUUUAUACCUGCGUCACACAGCCGAGCCUUGUCGUUGAGCGAAGCCGAGAGCAGCGGAGGUGAAACGCGGUGUUAUUGUUUCUUUUCUCUCGUCUUUAAUCUUGUUAUUUUCCCGAGUAAACAACAAACACUCCGUCAUGGUGAAAGUGAGCUUUAAUUCCGCUCUGUCUCAGAAGGAGGUGAAGAAGGACAGCGAGACGCUCAUCCCCGGUGACAAGGACCCCGAGGCGGCGCAGGUUGUGGGCCAGCCUUCACGGGCGUGGUGCUGGUGCUUCUACCUGGGAUUGGCUCUCAUGCUGUCGGGCGUGAUCGUGGGCGGAGCUUACCUGUACAGAUACUACGUGCUGGAGGAAGGCCAGGUGUUUGUGUGCGGUGUGAAGUACACUGAGGAGAACUACAGGAUCCAGGAGGAGAACGAUUACAUAGUGGAGGAACCUGCAGUGGGUCUGCGUAGGAUUGAUGAGAUCGUGCGCGUGCUGCAGGAUGAGGAGGUGGCGCUCAUCAACGUCCCGGUGCCCAACUUCAGCGACAGCGACCCGGCCGUCAUCGUGCACGACUUCAAACGGAGGCUGACUGCAUAUCUGGAUUUGAGUCUGGAUAAAUGCUACGUGAUCACUCUGAACACAUCCGUGGUCAUGCCUCCUCAUGACUUAAUGGAUCUUCUGGCCAAGCUCAAGGCGGGCACCUACCUGCCUCAGACGUAUCUGGUUCACGAGCAGAUGAUUGUGACGGAGAAACUGGAUGACAUCGAGCCCCUGGGGACCUACAUCUACAAAGUGUGCAGAAACAAAGAGACGUACAGACUGCAGCGCCGAGACACCAUACUGGGUCUGCAGAAACGUGAAGCUCUGAACUGUCGCACCAUCCGGCAUUUCGAGAACAGCUUCGCCAUGGAGACUCAGAUCUGUGAGCUGUGAGAGAGAAACCGGCGGAGAGAGAGAGAGAGAUACAGGGAGAGAAAGAGAGAGAGAGAGAGUGGUGUUUAUUUUUCAUGACACUUUCAUUUUUGUCCCUUUUCUGAUGUUCAUGUUAUGGGCUGUUUAAGAUUUGCUUCAGUUUCCAUUUCACUUUAAGCUUCUCUAUUCAUGGGUCACAUGGUAGAAAAUAAUGUGUGUGUGUGUGUGUGUGUGUGUGUGUGUGGAUAAAGAGAGCGAGCAUGCAUGUUCCAUCAGGAUAAUAUAAUCUUCAUAAUUUUAUCAUUUGUUUAUUGUUUUUCGCUGUUGAUUUUUUCCUCUUUGCUCUGUAACAAGUUUAAUGUUUUAGGAAUUAGAGAAGAAAAAAGUAACUUUGUAGAAAUCUAUAUUCAUAUACAAAACUCUAGAUCAAAUGUAUAUGUAUAUUUUCAAAUUAACAAAGAAUAUUCUAUCAUGAAGGUUGACAAGAAAGUGAUUUUGUACAUCACUGUAACCUGUGGCUUUAACAGAUGAAAUAAUGAUGAAUUAUUUUAAAGCAGAAUCAAUUCUAGAUUUGUUAAAAACAUUAUAAACACAUUAAUAAUCAGGAAGUAAAAGAAUUAAACGUGUGUAAUUAAACUCAAAGUGUAACCAUAAUUUAUAGUAGCCUUUCUGUAACAUUAAUAACAACAAUAAUAAAGACUUUAAACUGUC